Messenger RNA from Chaetura pelagica (chimney swift), 1500 nucleotides. It is a transcript of the gene NUSAP1, whose product is annotated as nucleolar and spindle associated protein 1. The record is from RefSeq and is a predicted model, not a curated record. Bases 1 to 1500 code for a protein of 499 amino acids. The transcript is spliced from 11 exons. Gene Ontology annotation, cellular component: microtubule; nucleolus; mitotic spindle. NCBI's taxonomy places the organism in Eukaryota, Metazoa, Chordata, Aves, Apodiformes, Apodidae. Gene Ontology annotation, biological process: mitotic chromosome condensation; establishment of mitotic spindle localization; mitotic cytokinesis. Gene Ontology annotation, molecular function: microtubule binding.
AUGGAGGCACACCCCGCUCUCCUCCGCCUGGAACCGCAGGUGUGUGGCAGUGACCUGUCUCUCCAGGUGGGUGUAAAGGGUGGCACCGCGCCAGCUGGUGUGCUGGUGUGGCUUAAGGAGGUGAAAUGGAGGCACACCCCGCUCUCCUCCGCCUGGAACCGCAGGUGUGUGGCAGUGACCUGUCUCUCCAGGUGGGUGCUGCCAGCAGACAAAUUGCUGAAUGCACUGAAGGAACACUUUCAUGGAACAAAGCAAGAAAAUAUGGACACUGAAAAAAGUGCAUCUGCUUCCAUUGAAUUCGAUGAAGUGAACGAUCAAGAGGAAAUGAUGUCUGAUUCCACGUGUUUUAUUACAAAAAGACGUGGUAAAGAAAAGAAAAUAACCAGAAAAAAGAGGAACUCCAAUGAGGAAACUAAUACUGGUGAAGAAAAUACAGGGCUCUCCAAUGACAAAGAGGAGCAUUCCGAAAUGAAAGAAAACAAGGUGCCUCGAGGUCAGCAGCAAAAGGGACAGCAGCUAUUCCAAAAUGAGGAACAAGUAUCUAAAAUGAAAGAUAUUGAGAAUCCAGCUAUAAGUCGGAAAGAACAACUAGAGAAGACUUCUAUUAAAAGUAGUGGAGAUGAAUGUGAUGCUCGUCAGGCAAGAGGGAAGAUCCCUUUAUAUGUGGGCCGUGUGUCUAGGUCUGGGAAAAGAGGAACAAAAGUUACUACACCAAACUUUAAAAAGUUGCAUGAGGCUCACUUCAAGAAAAUGGAAUCUAUUGCUGACUACAUUGAAAGGAAAAAACAAGUGAUUGAAAACUGGAACAGUUCUCUCUCUGAAGUCAAGAAACAAGCCAGAAGUAAAACAUGUUUAUUCAGCCCAAAUCCAGAAAGAGGCAGAUUCUCUGCCACCUGCACUCCGAGUAACCUCCGGCGCUCCCCACGCAGCUCUCUGAACACUGCCAGUCGGAGUAUUUUAUCUAGGAAAUCUUCAUUUAAUCCUUCUGUCCUUUCAACAGCCAAAAUGAACGUCAGGUUCUCAGAAGCUACAAAAGAUAACGAGCAUAAACGUUCUCUUACCAAGACUCCAUCUAGAAUGUCUCCGUACUUGCAGAUUGACACACCUGAGAGCUCAAAGAGCUGCAAACUAAUAAACCAGAAAAACAGCAAGGGAAACGAAGGAAAUAAUGAUCCAAGUGUGUCAAAAGUUAUCACCCCGUUCAAGUUUGCAGCUCACUCUGCAGAACCCACAAGCACAAAGAAGACAUUUGAUCUCAAAGCAAGUCUCUCCAGGCCACUUCCAUACCAGCCACAUAAAGGAAGACUAAAACCUUGGGGAGAAUUUAAAGAAAAUGCCGUCCUUAAGAAGUCUGUCAGUAGCAACAUCUCUUCACGUAAGAAAGAUUAUAAACAGCCGCAUCUCCAGACAAGGGAAGAAAGACGUGAGAAACAUGAGCAAGAGAGGAAAAUCAAAAAGGCUCAGGCUCUCAGAAACCGUAGAGGACUAUCUGUGGGUUAG